AUGGUUGUGCCGAAGUUGUUCGCUUGUGCGUUUCUACUGGGUAUUCUUCACCAGGUCAAAGGAACGCCGUUUGGCCGUGAUGGAAGUAAAGAAACGUCUUUCGAGGAUCUGACGGCGUUCGAUGUGAUUCUGGCGGAGAAUGAGGCUGCUGGUCUUGACCUGUUUGAAGGAGAUAUCCUUGACUCUGCUGACCAGGUCCGUAACGCCAUACAGUGCACAGGACGCAUGUGGCCGAAGGGACCAGACGGACUGGUGAAAAUCCCGUUCAACAUUACUGAUGGUUUCACCAGUGAUGAGGUGUCUGCCAUCCACCGCGCCUUCCAUGAGUACGCCCACAAGACCUGUGUGGACUUCUUCCAGGUCACCACGGAGCUGGACGCCUACGUCAGUCUAGAGAAGACCACCAGCGGGUGCUCCUCCAAGUUCGGUAACAUGAAGGACGGCGGCCAGCCCCUGUCUCUGUCGGCCAGCUGUAUCAGCCGGUACGGCUCCGUGGUGCACGAGCUCAUGCACGCUGUCGGCUUCAAACACGAGCAGGCGCGUCCGGACAGGGACAACUAUGUCACUAUCGUCUGGGGAAACAUUCGCGACGGGAAGGAGAACAAUUUCAACAAGGAGUCUGAGCCCGUCAUCAGCACGCUGAACCUGCCGUACGACUUCGGGUCCGUCAUGCACUACAGCCGCACGGCCUUCACCACCAACGGACAGGACACCAUCGUGCCCAAGGUCCCCAACGUGCAGAUCGGACAGAGGGACCAGAUGAGCGACCUGGACGCACAGAAGAUCAACACUCUAUACGGAUGUGGUCGCACUGUGACCGGUGCGCCGACAGGGACCGGCCUGGACACGUCAGCAAAUUUGGCGCAGCCCAGAGUGGACCUGGACACAACAAUUUCGUGCUCCUUCGCCUCUGGCUGGUGCGGUUACACGCAGGACACUGCAGACGACUUUGACUGGAGUCUGAACGUCCUGGGAGAAGCGACACCUAGCGGUAGCACCGGUCCUGACCACGAUCAUUCCACGGGGGAAAAGGCACACGGUCACUUCGCCUUCAUCGAGGCCUCCUCUCCCCGUCAUAACGGCGACACCGCCGGCCUGCUCUCUCCAAUUUCUACCGCUAGGGGUCCUCACUGCCUGAAGUUCUACUACCACAUGUACGGCGCGGAGACAGGCUCGCUCAAUCUUGUCUACAUAGACACACGAGGGGGAAUCAAAUAUCCGAUCUGGAGCAGGUCAGGCGAGCAGGGAGACUUGUGGGUUGAGGCCAGGGUAGACAUCGAUGCCCACUCAGACUUCCAGGUGAUGUUUGAGGCGGUGCGUGGGACCAGUUACCAUGGUGACAUCGGUAUUGAUGACGUGGAGAUGGUGGCGGGAACGUGUGGUUCUGUCUAUCACUGUGACUUUGACGUCGACUUCUGCGGUUUCCAACAACUGGCGAGCGACGAGCUAGACUGGGUCCGCAACACCGGACACACGCCUUCCGCCACUACAGGGCCGGACAGGGACCAUACCACAGGCUCCUCAGGUCAUUACAUCUUCGUCGAGGCGUCCAGUCAGGACAGGAGUGACCUGGGCACCCUGGUCAGCCCGGAAAUACCUGCGUCCACUUCCGGUUACUGCGUCACCUUCUGGUACCACAUGUACGGUCGGGACACGGGCUUCCUGCGCAUGCGCACCGUGGACCGGGCCGGGACUGACCAGCUGGUGUUCGAGCUGAUCGGAGAACAGGGAGACCUGUGGAAACGGGCGGACGUGUUCGUCAACCCUGGCACAGACUUCAGGCUCCACUUCCAGGACUACAUCGGUUGUUACGCCUACAGUGACAUCGGCUUGGACGACAUUGAAUGGCGGGCCGGGCGCUGUGAUGUUGUGUAACGUGUCGCUUCAGAUCCAGGCUGUAUGUAGUCUGGUAAAUCAUAAAGGGGUCAUAAUCCUGAAUAAAGCGUCUUGCUUUGA
Messenger RNA from Branchiostoma belcheri (Belcher's lancelet), 1956 nucleotides. RefSeq names its product MAM and LDL-receptor class A domain-containing protein 1-like. Lineage: Eukaryota; Metazoa; Chordata; Leptocardii; Amphioxiformes; Branchiostomatidae. Bases 1 to 1875 code for a protein of 624 amino acids. Gene Ontology annotation, cellular component: membrane. The record is from RefSeq and is a predicted model, not a curated record. The transcript is spliced from 15 exons. Gene Ontology annotation, molecular function: zinc ion binding; metalloendopeptidase activity. Gene Ontology annotation, biological process: proteolysis.